UAUUCUCAUUCAAUAUUAUCUACGAAAUAUAAAAACUCCAAUAACAAUAUUUAAAGGUUAAAAUUGUUUUAAGCAAUUUAGAAUGAUUCAAGAAAAAUCGCGUAAAGCGAUAAUUAGCAAUAAAGGAGAUUUAAAUUUUGCAGUUGCACAAAAUAAUAUAUCUACUCAGAAAUUGAAAUUCGGAAGUAAAUGCGGAGAUGUAUUUUUUCAAAGGGACGUUGAGAAAUUUUCUGUAGUUUGUGGAUUAUGUGAAUUAAAUUUUAGAAAUUUUAAUUCAUUUUCAAAUCAUUUUUUAAAUCAACAUUUGGUAAAAUGGAAUGAUUCAAAGGUUGAAGUAAAAUUCGAAACUGAUGCAAAAGAAACAAAUUGUAGUGGUACCUCAUUAAAUCUUUCACCACAAAUUAAUGAGUCAAAUAAUAUUAAAAGAAACCCGUUCAGUUUUAGUUUUCUAGAAAAAAAGAAUUUGUUUUGUGAUGCGAACUGUGAAAAUGAUAACAAUAAGGAAAUCUGUAAAUCAACCGAUGAGAAGGAAUCAGUACAUGACAUUAAUAACGUACCAUCUGACAGUAAAUUUUCUACUUCUUUUUUAAAUUUUGAGGCACCCAGCGAAUUAAAGCACCAUGAAGAAGACGAUAUUUGUUCAAGUCUUACUGGUGUCUUAGAAGCGAACUUGGAAGAAGAUUCUGCAAAAGAUUCAAAUAUGAAAUUAAACUGUAAAUAUUGUCAUGUAAAGUUUGUAUCUCGAGCACUCGUCGUUGAACAUUUGAAAAUAUGCAAGUUAAAUUCAAUGAAAAAACGGGUUUCAAAAUUUUCAACAAACGAACUGACAUGUGAAACUUGCAAACGUUUGUUACCAAAUAUAUCUUCCUUAUUAAGACACAGAUUUUCUCAUAUAGAAAAAAGUAAAAGGCCAUAUAAAUGCAAGAUUUGCUUGAAGGGCUUUAACACUACCAAAAAUUUAGAAAAGCAUAGUAAAGUGCAUAACGAGCCGCGAAUAUACGAAUGUGAUUUCUGCUUUAUAAAAUUUAAUUCAAUAUCUUCCAAAAAUGAGCAUCAGAGAAAACAUUCGGUUGAAUAUCGGUUGCUUGUUAAAGGUAUUGGCAAAAAGAAAGCUGUUUUGCAACAGAUUGAAAAUGGUAACUCAGAAAACUCGGUUCUUGAAAUUAACUACAGUGUCCCAAAUGGAUACUGGCGAUGCGAGGUUUGUGACAAAAUGUUCAAAAACUCGUACAAGCCGGAGGAGCACAAACGUUUUCAUGAAAACGUAACACCAUUUAUAUGUGAAUUGUGUGGAAAGAGUGUGGUUUCCCAACAAAUGUUAAAUCAUCAUAUAUUGGUGCACAAAGAAGAACGCAGAUUUAAGUGUUUAAAAUGUGGUACUAGUUUUUACACAUCAGCUCAUCUCAAAAGGCAUGAGCAGACAACUUGUAAUUCUCAGAAACUUUUUCAAUGUGAAAUAUGUCAAUAUCGUUUUAAAAGAAAGGAGCACCUGACGGCGCAUGCUUUGACUCAUGAAAAGAACCGGAGUAAAGAUUUCAAAUGCGAAUACUGUAAUGCCGGAUAUCUUACUUCAAACUCUCUUCGCGUUCACAAAAAAAAACAUAUGGUAGCUACUGAUGGACCUUUCAUAUGUAAUCUAUGCUCUGCUGUUUUCUCAAGUAAGGAAGCCGUCAAAAGACAUGAACGAAGACAUAAAAAUAAAGGCGCAUUUAAAUGUGAACAUUGCGAGAAAAAAUUCAAUGACAAGGACGACAUGCAACAACACACCAAAAGACAACAUUUUUCAGAAAUAAAGCCUUAUUUGUGUGUCGUUUGUAAUAAAUGUUUUAUAAAGAAAUCACAUUUAAAAGAUCACCUUACAACUCAUAAUAAAUCAUAACAUCAUAUUUCUAUUUGACAAAUACCUUCUACUAGAAGGUAUUUGUCAGUGUGGUUUAAAAGGUUAAUGUUUAAAUUACUUUUAGACUUAUAGAUUGGGAAUUUAAACAUUAACUUUGUAACUAAUAAAUUUGCAGAAAUUAUAUUAAGAGAUACAUUCAAAAGAAACCUGAACAUAUUAUUAAAUAAGGAAUAUAAUUGAUGUAAGAUUAUUGAUAGAUAUGUAUAUUCAAAAGAAACCUGAACACCUUAUUAAAUACGUUAUUUAAUUGACGUAAGAUUUAGAAAAUGAAUUCUUGUCUAAAAUUUGAAAUAAUGGAACUAGCAAUUCUUGUGAAAAAUUGAGAAUUAAAAAUUAAUAAAUUUAAUGUAUCAUAUGUUUUCGAAACCCUUGGAUAUAAAAAUGUCGAAGUUCUUUCAUGAAUUAUAAAAGAAGAAGUUCUAUCAUGAAUUUCUUUCGUAUUUAUUUAUAAUUCCGAAUUACUAAUAUGCCUAUUCUAAGAUCCGUCGUAAUAUUGUUUUGAUCUACGAACUACGAUACGACCCUGAAGGACAUGGAAUUUUUCGCAGUGUUAAAAACAAAUGAAAAAGGAAAAAACAAAAUACACCGAGGAACAAAAAUUAUUUAAAUUUGAAAGUAAGCAAAUAAUAGUGGUGUUAUUAGUAAAUUAAAAAAAAAAUUUUAUUCAAGUAAGCUAUUUAAACAAAAGAAUAUUUUGGAAAUUUAAUUCGGAAUAGUGUGUGUUGAAGAGGAAGAAAGAAUGGAGAUAUAUUAUUCUCUAAUAUUGAUAGAAAAAUCCUUUCGACGUGGAUGGUAUUUUGUAAGUUCUGAAUAUUUUUACAUGGUUAUAAAUAUAUCGCAAAAUUUAUACUUCGUAAAAAGAUUAUACAUUAUGCCAAAAAAAUACUUUUCAUAUUUAUAUUGCUUAUAUUGUGAUUGAUUAGUUUUAAUUUUAGCCGUUUGGAUACAAAAAUAAUAAAAAAC
This is a messenger RNA of Condylostylus longicornis, 2863 nucleotides long. RefSeq names its product zinc finger protein 814-like. NCBI's taxonomy places the organism in Eukaryota, Metazoa, Arthropoda, Insecta, Diptera, Dolichopodidae. The record is from RefSeq and is a predicted model, not a curated record. Gene Ontology annotation, biological process: regulation of transcription by RNA polymerase II. Gene Ontology annotation, molecular function: RNA polymerase II transcription regulatory region sequence-specific DNA binding; DNA-binding transcription factor activity, RNA polymerase II-specific. Gene Ontology annotation, cellular component: nucleus. Bases 83 to 1879 code for a protein of 598 amino acids. The transcript is spliced from 3 exons.